Molecule: messenger RNA, 909 nt
Organism: Drosophila suzukii
Lineage: Eukaryota; Metazoa; Arthropoda; Insecta; Diptera; Drosophilidae
Gene: Prx6a
Product: Peroxiredoxin 6a
Biological process (GO): cellular oxidant detoxification; cell redox homeostasis
Cellular component (GO): cytosol; mitochondrion
Molecular function (GO): peroxiredoxin activity
Source: RefSeq, a predicted model, not a curated record
UUUCAAUUUUGCGGCACUUUUGUUUCGCAUUUAUCCAAAGCUCGUCGGUAUCCUAUCCAUCUUUAUUUUUUUAAACCUUCCAAAAUGUCUGGAAAGGCCUUAAAUAUUGGCGAUCAGUUUCCCAACUUCUCAGCUGAAACGAGCGUGGGAAAGAUAGACUUUUACGACUGGAAGGGUGAUAGCUGGGCUAUUCUGUUCUCCCACCCGGCAGAUUAUACGCCAGUUUGCACUACGGAAUUAUCCCGUGUUGCGGCUCUAAUUCCGGAAUUCCUAAAACGCGGGGUCAAGCCAAUAGCUUUGUCCUGUGACACUGUGGAAUCGCACAAAGGAUGGAUCGAGGACAUCAAGAGUUUUGGCAAACUUGCAAGCUUCGAUUAUCCCAUCAUUGCGGAUGACAAGCGGGAACUGGCCCUCAAGUUCAACAUGCUGGACAAGGACGAGAUCAAUGCCGAGGGUAUUCCCCUCACCUGUCGCGCUGUUUUUGUGGUGGAUGACAAGAAGAAGCUACGCCUAUCCAUCCUGUAUCCUGCCACCACAGGUCGCAAUUUCGAUGAAAUCCUUCGAGUGAUCGACUCACUCCAAUUGACCCAAACAAAGAGUGUGGCCACGCCUGCAGAUUGGCAAAAGGGCGGCAAGUGCAUGGUUUUGCCCACCGUGAAAGCCGAAGAUGUUCCCAAGCUCUUUCCCCAGGGCAUCGAAACAAUUGAAGUCCCGUCCGGAAAGAGUUAUCUACGUAUUACCCCACAGCCCUAAAGAGGCACAAGUCUAUUUUCAUAUACGACUUUAUUACAAAAAUUAUAAUUAUUAACAAAUAAUGCACAAUAAAGUAUACGCUUACAACCGUAUUUCAGCAGGUCGGCGCUUUUAGAAUGCCAAAACUCGCCUCCUGCUGGACAAAAGUGCCAAAAA